This is a messenger RNA of Rhineura floridana, 3901 nucleotides long. RefSeq names its product activin A receptor type 1 (gene ACVR1). The record is from RefSeq and is a predicted model, not a curated record. The transcript has 11 exons. The coding region runs from base 691 to 2226 and encodes 511 amino acids. Gene Ontology annotation, cellular component: plasma membrane; BMP receptor complex. Gene Ontology annotation, molecular function: SMAD binding; transforming growth factor beta receptor activity, type I; ATP binding. NCBI's taxonomy places the organism in Eukaryota, Metazoa, Chordata, Lepidosauria, Squamata, Rhineuridae. Gene Ontology annotation, biological process: dorsal/ventral pattern formation; heart development; protein phosphorylation.
AGGAAAUGAUGUGCCUGCUGCCCGGUUAAUUACAGCUCCAGACGCCCAUUGGCAGAGCAGGGAGCAGCCACUUCCUCCUCCUUCUCUCAUUGCCGCCGUAUCCCCGGCUGAGUAGCCCCGCCUCUCGGAGCCUGCCUUGCCUCGGCUCGCCUGGCUGCCUCUUUGGAACUUUGCGCUUGGCUCGUCUUGCUGCCAACUUUUCCCUGUCGCGCCUCGACGGGAAGUUCUUCUCUGGGCUCCCAAGGGCGCCGCUGCGGGUAGCUCAGACACCGCCGGAAGGGGGCCGGGCGCUGGGAAGAUGCGGCCGGGCGCAGCGCAGUGAUUAGAGCGCAGGACUCCGGGGACGGCUUCGUCUGCUGCUGCUGCCGCCGCUGCCACCAACACUGCUUCCAGCUACAGCCGGAGCAAUAGCGGCCGCUGCAGCAAACCCAUGGACGGGAAGUUCCUGCUCCUCCUCUUGUAGCUGCGUCUGGGGAUCCCGUACCGCCCCCCUCCUUUGCCUUUGUCUCCGUCUCCGGUGCUAUGAAGAGUUUUAGGAAGAUGCCCAGUCCCUGCUGAUGAGAAGCAUCCCCACAGCAUGAUGCUGCCACCACCAUACGUCACUGUAGGGAUGGUGUGUCAUGAUCCACAGCCUGAGCAAUAAUCCUCCAACAGUGGGGUUUUUAUCCUGAUGGAGACCAAUGGUCUAAGAUGAUAAAUGGACUUACGAUUAUUCCUGUACUAGUGAUGGUGUGUUUUCCUUCCCCCAGCAUUGAAGAUGAAGAGCAUAAACCUACUUUGAUAAACUAUGACUGUGUGUGUGAAGGGACGUCGUGUGUGAAUGGUGUCCGUUGCAGAGGCCACCAGUGCUUUGCCUCUUUGAGCAUCAAUAAUGGCGCUAAAGUGUAUCAGAAGGGUUGCUUCCAAGUCUACGAACAGGGGAAAAUGACUUGUAAAACGCCUCCAUCACCUGAUCAAGCGGUUGAAUGCUGUCAGGGAAACCUAUGUAACAUGAACAUCACAGCACAGCUGCCAACGAAAGGACACCCACUUCAAGGGGAAGCCAUGGGUUAUACCACGGAAACACUUAUCAUUUUUAUAGUAGCGCCAAUUAUGGUGCUGCUGAUAUUUUCUGCAGUAGCAGUGCUCAUCAUCCGAAAAGUGCAACAGUACCAUAUGGAAAGGCUCAAUUCAAGGGAUGCAGAAUACGGAACCAUUGAGGGGCUCAUAGCAUCAAAUGUUGGUGACAGCACCCUGGCAGAUUUGUUGGACCAUUCCUGUACAUCGGGGAGUGGCUCUGGUCUUCCUUUCCUGGUACAAAGAACAGUGGCUCGGCAGAUUACGCUGCUGGAAUGUGUAGGGAAAGGUCGAUACGGAGAGGUCUGGAGAGGACAGUGGCAAGGAGAAAAUGUUGCUGUAAAGAUAUUUUCUUCCAGAGAUGAAAAGUCCUGGUUCAGGGAAACAGAAUUAUACAAUACUGUGUUGCUGAGGCAUGAAAACAUUUUAGGCUUUAUUGCCUCAGACAUGACCUCUCGGAAUUCCAGCACUCAGUUGUGGCUAAUAACGCACUACCAUGAGAUGGGUUCUUUGUAUGAUUAUCUACAGCUUACUACACUGGACACAGUGAGCUGCCUACGGAUAGUCUUGUCUAUAGCUAGCGGCCUUGCACAUUUGCACAUAGAAAUAUUUGGUACCCAAGGAAAACCUGCCAUUGCUCACCGAGACUUGAAGAGUAAAAAUAUCCUGGUUAAGAAGAAUGGACAGUGUUGCAUAGCAGACCUAGGGCUCGCAGUCAUGCACUCCCAAAGCACCAAUCAGUUGGAUGUGGGGAACAACCCCCGUGUGGGUACCAAGCGCUACAUGGCCCCGGAAGUCUUAGAUGAAACCAUCCAAGUGGACUGUUUUGACUCUUACAAAAGGGUUGAUAUUUGGGCAUUUGGACUGGUCCUUUGGGAAGUAGCCAGGCGUAUGGUUAGCAACGGCAUUGUCGACGACUACAAACCUCCAUUUUAUGAUGUAGUGCCUAAUGACCCUAGUUUCGAAGACAUGAGAAAAGUAGUCUGUGUGGAUCAGCAAAGGCCAAACAUUCCCAACAGAUGGUUUUCAGAUCCUACGUUAACUUCACUUGCCAAGUUGAUGAAAGAAUGCUGGUAUCACAAUCCAUCAGCAAGAUUAACAGCUCUGCGUAUUAAAAAGACCUUGACCAAAAUUGAUAAUUCCUUAGAUAAACUCAAAGCUGACUGUUGAUAACAACACAAGAUGCUGACAGGACAUCACUGCUUGUGUCCAGCAUAAAUGUAUGGCUUGAUGAAUUCUAGGAUUCAGUCACAAGUGGCUUCAAACAUAGGCAAAGUUGUUUACCUAGCCAACUGUUGGAAAGGAAAUGGACCCAUAUGAGCCUUAAUUGAUGACUGUCCGUGGCAUUUUGCAAAUGGCCAAUCUAUAAAGACUUAAUGCUGAAUUUAUGGUGGCCUAUGGAAGGAAGACAGAGAAGUCCUAAGACAAAACUGGGGCAUUAAAACUAUGGCUUUUAAUGGCUUUCUUAUUUCAUAAAAAGAAACAAAAAGUAAAAUGUCUCCUUGUUGCUCCCAAGUCAAAACACAUGGAAGUGGUCAAUUCUAAUCAGCAAUAUUGCCUGCGCUUCUCUUCUUUAUUGCACUAGGGAUUCCUUGCAUUCCUUACUUGCACUGUUACUGUUUAAUUUUAAAGACAUGACUUGCCAAAAAUAUAAUUGGCUCUGUACUCAUUGAUAUGUGUUUUUUGAAUAAUAGGAAAUCCAAUUUGGGAAACUGAACCUGUAACUGACUGUCUUUUUUUUUAGCUGCCUUUUACAUAUGUGUACUGUUUACAAUAAUGCUGGACACUAGGAAUUAUUGUUUAUAAGGAAACUACAGAUUUUAUUUAUUACUAGUGCACUUAACAGUUUUAAAAUACUGAAGAAAGUGCGUAUAGUUAAAGCUUAUUUUUAUGUGGCUUCUAUCAUUUAUUUCUUACAGACUUUUUGUAACAUGGUAUAACCUGAAAUGGCCCUUCUCCCUCCCUCUGUAUUAUCAAUUAUACAUUUUAAUCACCUUUUUUAAGUGCUUCACAUUUUAUAUGCGUGUGGUCUGUAAUGUAUAUUUUUCAGUUCAAAAUAUGCAGAACGUUUAUAUAUAAAUAUAUAUUAUAUAUAUCUAAAUAUAAAGCCAUUAUCCAAAUGAUGCCACAUCUAGUACCUUAUUAAUUUAGAAAAGGGGAGCAACAGAGAAAAAUGGUAGAAUGGUUGAUCAUGAAUCUUAUUAUGAGAAAGUGCAUUUUUCUUCUUAUAUAUACGCAACAUGCAUUUAAACUCUACUGGGAGGGAAGCUAUUUUUUUAAUUUCCUUUUUGUAUUUAGCAGUUAUUUGUAUAAAUGAAAUAAGAAUAUUUUCAAGUCCAAUGGAAGAAAAUGUUCCCUAGUUCUGUUAGUGCCUCUUAUGGCUUAAGGUAAAUGCCGAACAAUCUGCAUCACCAGCAUAUAUCCACUUAUUAUCCCUGCCCCUUUGCUGUUUUUUGCAAGUCAUAUGUAAUGUCAACAGAGCAGAGGUGGUGGUGGAUAGAAUGCCAUUUAGGAACACCGGAGUGUGAUCCUUUGUACAGGUGAUGCUGACGUUGGGGAUUGGGGAGGGUCCAUGCUGGAGCUAUAACUUCACUAGGACAUGAAUUGUUGUGUGAUAAUGUAUGAACAAAUCAGAUCAUGCUGUUCUGACCUUUUUUAAAAAAAAUCUUGAAUUUCCUGAGUAAAGAGUUUUGAUCCCAGUGCUGUACAGCCUUGCCUUGCCUUAUACUAUAUAGUAGUUCUCCCCAUGGAACCCUCAUAGUAAAAGCUAAGGAUGCUGAAUGUAACUGUGGCUGCUGUGUAACCAUUAAAACCAGCACAAUGCUCCAAGCCUGUUAUGAAACAA